Messenger RNA from Harpia harpyja (harpy eagle), 1892 nucleotides. It is a transcript of the gene PDPN, whose product is annotated as podoplanin. NCBI's taxonomy places the organism in Eukaryota, Metazoa, Chordata, Aves, Accipitriformes, Accipitridae. Gene Ontology annotation, biological process: lung development; positive regulation of platelet aggregation; cell morphogenesis. Gene Ontology annotation, cellular component: basolateral plasma membrane; filopodium; lamellipodium. The transcript has 6 exons. The record is from RefSeq and is a predicted model, not a curated record. Bases 267 to 710 code for a protein of 147 amino acids. Gene Ontology annotation, molecular function: chemokine binding; protein-folding chaperone binding; signaling receptor binding.
UGAGGACCACCUUAGGCAUGCUCCCACCCCUUGGCUAAAGAAAGUAAUGCCAACUCCGUUCAGUUUUCUUUAGCUGUAUAGUUAUCAUCUGGGAAAACCUUCCCCCUUUAGACUGCAGCAGUUAACGGAAUAUUUGGAAUACCAAAGUAUUUUUUGCAGUGAUUCCUUUUUGUGAUGUCAAUUCUCCCCUGCCUCUAAAAACGUUAAUCAGAAUUUGAAUCCAUCUGGUCUCAGGAUUGGAAAGCUAUUCUCGAAGCAGAUCAAAGAUGUUUAUUAAAGUUCAAUUCUUCAUCUUCGUUCUAGGGAGCAUGCCCUUCAUAGCACUUGCUGAAGAAGCAAGCUCAGUUCUAGAAGGAGAAGAAAGUACAACAAUUGAUUUCAGAGACAGAAAUGAUACAGAAUUUGAAGAAUUACCAACCCUGUUGCCCACAAGACUACACAAUGUAACAAAUCUCUUGCAGUUUGGACAACUGAUGACCACACAAAGUGCAUUUGCCCCAGCUGAAGACAGUGAUAAUUCUACUGGUUACGAAGUUAACACAGAAAGUGUUGAUGGUGGACUGAGUGGGGAACCAGAGAAAACUGAAAAAGGUGGUCUGGAAACAAUUGCACUAGUUGGAAUAAUUAUUGGAAUCAUAGUUGCAGUUGGAAUCCUUGCAGGAAUAAUAAUCGCUGUUGUAAGGAAGAUGUCAGGCAGGUACUCGCCCUGAAAACAGUUGAAGCAAGCAGCCAUGCCAUUCUAUGCCAGAAGAUACAAGUGCUUCUUGUUUUAUAAGAACUAAAGACUAUUCCUGUAUUGGUGUGAGAAGAUGAUCCAUGGAAAAUAUGGUCAAAGAAUUCCAGAUCUAUGGGGAUCCCACACAACUCUAAGGACUCCCUCCCCCACCCCCCCAACUACAGAGUACAGAACAUUUAAUAGGAUUUUUACUAGCCAGGAGUUUACUAGAAGAAAGAAAAAGAUUACACAGUAAGAAAAAACCCAGCAGCAAUGAGAUUUACAUCUGAAAUGUGAUUUGCAGGUAAUAUUUUUAAAUGCUACCAAAGAUUAUUUCACAUUGCAUUUUAUGCAUUUCUUUAAAAAACACAUCCAGAAUCUCUUAAGUGUUUUUGGCUUGUUAAGUGCUUGUGGCAUGUUUAUCUACCAAAUGAUGUAUCAAAAAGGAAAGAUUUGCUUCAGAGAACCGAUUAUUUACAAAUUUAGAAAAUACUAGAUAUUGGAAGCUAAAAUCCUUCCACUAUUGAUACAGAUUUUCUGCUCUUGAUGCUUAUGUUAUUAUGUGACAAAAUAUGGUAGGCCCAGCUGGAACUGACCUACCAACUCAAAGCUUGCUCAUCUGACUGUUGCACCAGCAAUUUCCUGUCUUCUCUUGUUGCAGAGACAUACAGGGAUUGAAAUACACAUCCUGAAUUAAAGGGUGCUUGGAAAAUACCCAAUUUUGAUGGGUCACUUUAACCAGUUACUCAGCAUGCUUUAGAGGCAACAUGUAGAAGCUUUUGAAUUAGUGUAUACAAUUUUUUUACUUUUUAACUGUCUCAUUUCUAACUGUAUAGUUGGCUUGUUUGAUAACGUGUGUGCAACACUAGAUCGGAAUAUGUUAAUGAGGUAUAAAGCACCUUUGGAGUCUACAGCUUUUCUGUGGCAUAUUUAGUGCAGCAGUACCUGAACACACAGAGUUCAGAGCAAAGGCUUUGUAUGUCAAGUGGCUGCAAUGCAUCAUGUUUUCUAACCUUUAAGUCACUUAAAUGUUUGGUGUAAAAAUCAUGAUAAUCCAUAUGGUCAAUAAUUGCUAAAUAUGUCAACUUAUAUAGACUUGCUUUUCUGUUUCUUUCAUGUGCCAUUAACUAUCAUAUCAAUCUGAGCUUUGGAAAUAAAAAUUAUAAUGUAAAUUGUC